Tupaia belangeri chinensis (Chinese tree shrew) is the source of this 1285-nucleotide messenger RNA. RefSeq names its product chromosome unknown C11orf65 homolog (gene CUNH11orf65). Lineage: Eukaryota; Metazoa; Chordata; Mammalia; Scandentia; Tupaiidae. The transcript is spliced from 9 exons. Bases 384 to 1178 code for a protein of 264 amino acids. The record is from RefSeq and is a predicted model, not a curated record.
CAUUUCCGCUUGUGACGUUCGUUGCUCAGGAAACCAGCGGAGUCCUGGCCAGCGACGAUUGGCCGAAGGCGUGACUGUGUUUCUUUCCUGCCCUCUGGUACUUUGUCUACUGGCCUGCGCCCUCCCGGUUUCAGAGUCCUGAAGAGAAAGUGGCUCACCAGAAAGAGGAGAAACCACAUCCCACUAGGAAUCGUCACUCUACGAUCCUUUCUUUGCCAUCUUUCCCUCUUUUCGGGAUUUUGGGCAUGCCAGGCGUGUUUCUCAAGCCUUCCCAUGUGGGAAUUUAAGCUGUCUUAACCACCAGACCUGGAAAGGCGUAUUUAAGGGAUAGAUUAGUCGCUUUUCCACUUGCACCCUCUUCAUAAAGGACCAAAGACUUUCAAAUGCUUUGGCAACCAGCAUCAGAAAUUACAAAGGUAGAUAAAGCCGCCAGAAUAAUUCAGCGUGCCUGGAAAUGUUACCUUAAUGCCACUGUAUUCCAACACUAUAAAAACCUGAUUUAUUUAAGAAGGCGAGGAGAGCCACGUCAGAUUGUGAGAUAUAUUAAUCCUAAAGAGGCAGAACUUCUAGAUGCUGCUGCUGGCAUUCAUGUACGAUUCAGAUUAGGUGGAGUUAAUUUUCCACCUGAUAUAUAUUAUAAAAUCUUUACUCACAGACAUAUUGAAGAUCUGUGUGCUAACAGCCCUAAAGAUUAUACGAAACUUGCAGCAAAACAUACAUCUCAUAAUAAAAGUGAUCAUCUUCCAGAAGAGGAUCGUAGUGGCUGGUAUCAUCGUAUAGAAAACAAUGGUUGGAGGCCUGUUUCUGAUAGAUUUUGGAUACCUACUGAUGAUGUAGUGGUGGAAUCCAAAAAGGAAAUAGAAUUCCAUUUCUCUAAACUGAAGAGAAGGCAAGAUAUGGAAAAGAAAAGAAAAAUUAGAAAAAUAGAAUGGAUGAGGCAAAUGUACUAUGCAGGAAGCCUGGAGGCUAAGGCAACACAUUAUGAAACUGUAGGUUUAAUUCACACAGCAACUAAAGGGCUAAUAAGAGCUAUUGAAGAUGGUGGGAUAGAUUCCGUGAUGGAAUGGGAAGUGGACGAAGUGCUUAACUGGACAAAUACACUGAACUUCGAUGAGUACAUUGCUAACUGGAAGGAAAUUGCUACAAGCAACUCUUCAGCCAACUACAAAGGUAGGUGACUUUUUGCAGAAUUUUAUGGGAAAUGCUCAAGAACAAAAUGAUAUGGCCCACAGAUGUACAUAUUUCUUUUUUAAAAAUAAUUACUUAUUUAAUUUUAAGCUAUUAU